Messenger RNA from Ornithodoros turicata, 1847 nucleotides. Its product is annotated as arginase, hepatic-like. The transcript has 11 exons. Gene Ontology annotation, cellular component: cytosol; cytoplasm; nucleus. The record is from RefSeq and is a predicted model, not a curated record. Lineage: Eukaryota; Metazoa; Arthropoda; Arachnida; Ixodida; Argasidae. Gene Ontology annotation, molecular function: manganese ion binding; arginase activity. The coding region runs from base 106 to 1140 and encodes 344 amino acids.
UCCCGUUAGGGUUCCGCGCGAAUCCUUUGCGUAAAGCGCCAUCUUUUGAGCAAGCAGGAGCACUCGGCACUUCGAAGGUUCUGGACAUCGAAGGUUCCCGCACAUAUGCGGGAUAUGAGUCAAUUUGGACGGCGUGCUGUGUACCUGUCGGUGAGAUGUUUUCACGUAGGAAGGGCGCAGCAUGCGAGAAAAGAGAUCGGUGUGCUCGGCAUGCCGCUGGCACACGGACAGAGAAAAGCUGGAGUGGAAGAAGGACCGAAAUUUCUUCGAAAUGCCGGUGUCCUGGAUAGGCUCAGGGAGCUAGGGCAUGAGGUUCACGACAGAGGUGACGUCACAAUCGAAGGCUUACCCAAUGUGCGGGACGGAAAAGUCCUGGAAAGUUCUCUCGUCGGUACCACCGCUAGAAACGUAUGUGAUGCUGUAGAAAACAUCGUGUCAGAAGGCAAGAUAUGUUUAACACUUGGAGGAGAUCACAGUUGUGCCAUUGGUACCAUCGCUGGCCACGCCGCGGCGACCCAUUCCGAUGUAGCCGUCAUCUGGGUAGAUGCUCACGCUGAUCUCAACACGGCCAAAUCUACCAACAGUGGAAGCAUUCACGGCAUGGCAGUAUCCUUCUUGAUUCAUGAAAUGGAACCCUUUACAACUAAGCCUAACGGAUUAGAGUGGAUUCGACCAUGCGUGCACAAAGAAAAUUUUGCUUACAUCGCCUUGAGGGAUGUGGACAGUUACGAAAGGUACUUCAUCGACCAUGUAGGCAUCCCCUGUUACAGCAUGGACGACAUUGACAGAUAUGGCAUCCGCGAAGUCGUCCAGAGGGCCAUAAGGAGGGUGAAUCCUACUGGAGCCAAACAGCUUCAUGUAAGCUUCGACAUUGAUGCCGUUGACGAGCAGGUCGCACGCAGCACGGGAACUCCAGUUGUUGGUGGUCUGACUGUUCGUGAGGCCCUAGUCAUCGCUGAGGAAAUCAGCCGGACAGAUAGCCUGAAAGUUUUGGACAUGGUUGAAGUUAAUCCUAAGUUAGGGACGCCGGAAGAACAGGACAGAACUUUAAAAUGUGCAGUGAAGAUCAUCGCCAGCUUCUUUGGCAGCCAGCGUCGGGGAAACUUGCCGUGCGACGUGGAUACAGCUAUCGUUGAUUGAUCAGAAUUCGGAUAGUACGAAAAUCAGUAACGUAAAGUCUGUAUGAGUGCUGUUCCUGGUGGGCACAUGUACGUGCGUAAUUAUCCGUGUCCACGUGAUCACAUUUAAAUUCCCGCUGCGGACUUUUAAAAAAAUUAUUUCGGAUUAUAAAUUAACCACGCUCAAAAUUUCAGUACGCAAAAUGCAAAUACCAUCAGUGAACAUAACGCUCUUCGAUGAGCUUUCGAAAGAACCCGCAAAAACUUCAUAGUUUCGGAUUCUCCAAGAGUACAGGUGACACCGGCCGGCGUCCGUCUCCUAGCAGCAGCGCGCGUCUCCGUUCUCUGCGCCACAUUGGAAGACUGCCAGCAGCUGUGGUAUAAGGAGACAGAAAUUGAACCUUCGAGGAACAACGUUGCCAGACGCGUUGGGAGAUCUUUGGGUGAUAAAUCUGGCAGGAUUCUGAAGAGACGAGUGACACCUUAGCGCGCACGGAAAUCGUUUUUAGAGAGUCAUGGUGCUAAACAAAAAAUAACAUUUUCAACAACGGAUUCUGCUUCCGAGCUGCGAGUCAGCGGGACUUUGAAGACAUAAGCUAUAGCAGGUAGCUGUCGAGCUGCGAUAGUGAUGCUGCGACAUGGAGCUAAAAGCCAGACACUACAAGAAUGGAGCAUCGCAUUGAAUUGUGUAAAUAAAACUGGGCUUCCUCUCUCGCCCCUCAAAACCAA